AUGGCCUUCGAAAAGAGGAUUCGAGGCCGAAUGGCUCAACCCGUGAUUUCAAUCGACACAACCACUGAUGAUUCUUUUGAGGAACUGUCUUCAGCACCGUCUGUUUCGCGGAGAGAAUACCCGGAAGAAAACCUCGCGAGUUCAAAGUUUGCUGAAGCAAUGAACAACCCAGACUGGCGUCGUCGACGCGAUGGAUUCAGUGCUUCUGACCUUACUGACACAACCAACAGCACAAAUCAAGCCAGCCCACAUGGUCGCGGGGUUGCCAGCAACGGCACAGAAGGAGGGUACAUCUCCCAUAUGAGGAAUGGAAACAUAUCUCCGUGGACUUUGAUUGACAAUUCCAAUCAAUUCCAACCAUGCCUCUGCGGUUCUGAGACUGAUAUCAAGGAAUCAAACGUGUCUUCUACUAACCAAGAACAUGAUGAUACGCAGGCAGCUGAUGCCAUGAGUGGACUCUGUACUAUCCAGCUUAACGUCGACCUGGCCGGUGGCCACAGCAAAGACCGCCAACUCCGCGUUCUUCAAGUCUCACCCCUUCCUUCUUACGCUGCCAGCACACAGGAGAAUAGAACGGAAGUCCCUCAUAUUGAUCAAGAGGCUCCUAUUGCCUACGUGCAACGUGUGAUCAGAAAACAGCGAACAACUAUGCAAAGAACUGAUAACUUCAAUGCGGAAAGAGGUCGAACUCCUCGCCGUAUUUUCCCCACAGAGACCGGAAACGAGAGUGAACUCGACAAAAAAAGGACCGACAAGGCCAGGCAAGCUGUGCUGAAGGACCCAGCUGUUGCCAAUAUCGGUAGCGCACAUGCAAAAUCCCAACCAACGGUACUCAGUGGCCUGUCAUCGCCAGCUGAGCAAACCAGAAAGAGUGAAGAACUCGAACGCAGAAAAGCCGCUUUCAUGAAAAUUCUGCAGAAGCUUCAGAAAGGGUCAAAAAAUGAGACUGAAAAAACCAAGAGAGACACAAACAGGCCCUUCAUCAGUCAUGGUUAUCCGUGGGGCCCAAAAUCAAGCCAGCAGCCGGGCCAAUCUAAACAACAAAGCUCUGAUUCCGGUAUUGGCUCUCUUUAUAGCGACCACCCGAGAAAUAAGGAAUCAUCUAAUGACUCCGGAGUCCGAAUUGAUUCUGAUGCCCUCACACAUGGGUAG
This is a messenger RNA of Fusarium proliferatum ET1, 1152 nucleotides long. RefSeq lists its product as uncharacterized. NCBI's taxonomy places the organism in Eukaryota, Fungi, Ascomycota, Sordariomycetes, Hypocreales, Nectriaceae. Bases 1 to 1152 code for a protein of 383 amino acids. The transcript has a single exon. The record is from RefSeq and is a predicted model, not a curated record.